AAAAAAAAAAGGAACCUUUAAACUAUUGCACGAACUUUAGCAAAUUUAAUGAAACAAUGAUUAUCAAAUAAUAGCGUUUAGUACGUGGCGUGUUUAUUAUUUGCACGGGACGAGUGCCUAUUAUCGUAACUAAGUGAAAACAAGGAAAGAAUAGAAGCGUUCGAACUGGAUCGACUCAAGCUUUCUAGAUUUCCUGGCCCUGUGAGGAAGAGUUACAGAGAUGUGUCACUUUGGCAACUCUACAGCAUUUGGUCUCCUCGCUUUUGACUGACACCUGGCCUGUGCUGACCACCGUCCUUUUCCAUUCCCGCCCUGCGCUCUCUCUCGUCCUGGCUCGCCCCGUUGGUGCACGCCGCACUGUGUGAGGGCCACCGAGGGGGGAGCCUGAGGGGCCGUGACACAAAACACACAAAAGCAGCCCAGUGGACUCUCACGAGCCUCCCUUUUGCUUAGCUUUUCCUCAAAGUUAUUUUUUGACCUCUUUCCUUGUGCGUGGCACCUUUUUAUUUAUUUUUUUUGACGCAACCAUUUGGUCGGGAACGAAAUUGGGAUUUUCCCUCAUACUAUGCACAUCGAUGGAUGCCGAGGGCUCACUGAUUAGCGCGCGAGUUGAGGAUCAGUCCUUCCAUGUCCGCUACAGGAUGGAAGUGUCCUGUCUUGAGCUGGCGCUGGAGGGCGAGCGCCUGUGCAAGGUGGGCGACUACAGAGCCGGCGUGUCCUUCUUCGAAGCCGCCAUCCAGGUGGGCACGGAGGACCUGCAGGUGCUCAGCGCCAUAUACAGCCAGCUGGGCAACGCUUACUUCCAUCUGCACGACUACGCCAAGGCGCUGGAGUUCCACCGGCACGACCUCACCCUAACCAGGACUAUCGGGGAUCUGCUCGGCGAAGCCAAAGCCAGCGGGAAUCUUGGAAACACGCUGAAGGUGCUGGGGAGGUUCGAUGAGGCCAUGGUGUGCUGUCAGAGGCACUUGGAUAUUGCGAGGGAUGUCAGCGACAAGGUGGGUCAGGCGAGAGCUCUCUACAACUUUGGUAAUGUGUACCACGCAAAAGGGAAAAGUAUAUGCUGGAGCGGUGCUGAGCCUGGAGAUUUUCCGGAAGACGUCAUGAUGGCCCUGAGGAAGGCGGCGGAAUAUUACGAGGAAAACUUGGGGCUUGUUCAGGAGCUCGGUGACCGGGCCGCCCAGGGUCGAACUUACGGCAACAUGGGAAACACUCACUACCUGCUUGGGAACUUUCGGAACGCUGUGGCGUCUCACGAGCAGCGUCUGCUCAUAGCGAGAGAAUUUGGCGACCGCUCCGCAGAAAGACGGGCUUACUGCAACUUGGGCAACGCUUACAUCUUCCUAGGAGAGUUUGAAGUGGCAGCAGAGCAUUAUAAGAGGACCCUGCAGCUGGCGAGGCAGCUUAAGGAUCGCGCCGUGGAAGCUCAGGCGUGCUACAGUCUGGGGAACACAUACACUCUUUUGCAGGACUACGAGAGGGCCAUCGACUACCACCUCAAACACCUCAUCAUAGCCCAGGACCUCAAUGACCGGAUCGGGGAAGGUCGAGCGUGCUGGAGUCUGGGAAAUGCUCACACUGCACUUGGUAACCACGACCAGGCCAUGCACUUUGCUGAGAAACACCUGGAGAUCUGCAAAGAGACUGGAGACAGGAGCGGUGAGCUGACGGCGCGUAUGAACGUGACAGAUCUGCAGACGGUGUUGGGCAUAAGCUACAGCACGAAUAACUCCACCCUGUCUGAGAACAGGGACAUGGACUACAACAUGCAAGGGGCGAGGCCGAGGAUGAGCAGGAGGCACAGCAUGGAGAACCUGAAGUUGAUGAAGCUCACGCCUGACAAGAUGAACGGUCAGAAGUGGAGCAGUGACAUCCUAAGCAAACAGAGCAAGCCUACCCUCACGAAGAGCUCCUCCAAGUUGUUCUUCAUCAGCCGUCUGCGUGGAAAGAAGUUUAAGCCUGGCGGAGGUUCCAGUAAAGUUCUCCAGGACGCCAGUAACACUCUGGAUAACGGAUACGCACCCUCACAGGGGGCACACAAGCGAUCCAGCCCCGACAUGCUUGGGGACGAAGGCUUCUUCGACCUCCUCAGUCGCUUCCAGAGCAACCGCAUGGACGAUCAGCGCUGCGCCGUUGGCGUGAAAGGCAGCAGGUUGUCGCUAAAUGGUGGCCCAGAGUCUCCGCCCAGGAUCAUCAGGAGAUCUGUUUCCGAGUCCGCAAACGUAUCUGGCGCUCAAGGCCGGAGGCUCGAGGACCCCUCGGGCGCCGGCGGGAGCUUACCGGGCCUUAGACUCAAUCAAAACAGCAACCAGGCCGUGUUCAGCCACCUGAUGGCCAACGCUGACAACGUCGAGCCUGAUGAGGACUUCUUUGAGAUGUUGGUCAAGUGCCAGGCACGAGUCUCACUGAAUCUCUUACGAUGUCUCCAGGGGUCCCGUUUGGACGACCAGCGCUGCGCUCCACCCCCUCCUCCUGCGCGUGGUCCCACAGUACCCGACGAGGAUUUCUUCAGCCUCAUCAUGCGCUCGCAGGCCAAGCGAAUGGAUGAGCAGCGGGUCACGUUGCCGUCCUCCUCAGCGGUGAAGGUCACCACAGACAACUCCAGCUAAACAGAGCACUUAAAACUCCACCCAAAAAUGGACUCAUCCAAAACAGCAGCUAGCAUGGAGUAAACCUCAUGGAGGAACUUUCGAUUUGCACAAGUGGUAUCAGGGACAAUUUAAAGCUCAUUUUUCUCCACUAGUCAUUAUUUCACCCGCUCUGUGUUAUUUUUAAAAAGUCCAUUUCUAUUUGUAUGUGUUGUUCUUCAUAUGAAUGUUGUGUGUCUCUUAAUUUCUCUAUUCCUUUUGUAUCAGUAGAUGGAUUCGAUGUCAUUUCUUUUUAAUUUUACAAAUGCUACUUCCACUAUGGUCUACAGAAUUAUCAAUUAAUGUACAGUGAUAGUACCCUUUUGUACUUCAUUUUUAAGAGGGAGGUUGUUGGAAUUAAAUCUCUUUCAAGGCUA
Syngnathoides biaculeatus (alligator pipefish) is the source of this 3004-nucleotide messenger RNA. RefSeq names its product G protein signaling modulator 2 (gene gpsm2). The transcript has 17 exons. The record is from RefSeq and is a predicted model, not a curated record. Bases 576 to 2609 code for a protein of 677 amino acids. Lineage: Eukaryota; Metazoa; Chordata; Actinopteri; Syngnathiformes; Syngnathidae. Gene Ontology annotation, molecular function: GTPase regulator activity; protein binding.